AUGCCCGCUCCAACCCUCCGCCCCUCGUUGUGCUGCACCGAAGAGAGUGAAGCCGGUGAGGGCUUUGGCGUGGCAAAUGGGCUGGAUGUCGUGCCACUGCCGACACUGCAGAUAGAAAGCUCCCAGCAUGCACACGAAUCUCUGCAAGCCGCCCGCGCGCAUCAGGAGCAGGCGCUGUUGAUGAUCAGCGAUGUCAUGCGACAUUUCGAGGAGCAGGCCGAGGAGGCCCUCCAGAAGGAUCGUUGCCAGCAUCAGGUCGCAGCCCACUACCAUGAUGAGUUCUACGCUGGAUGCGAGGAGUCGGAUGCUGCGAGCAGGGACCUGUCGGAAAUGGUGAAGCAUGCCUUGCCACCACCUGUGGGACGGAGAUCUCACAAACGAAGGACGCACCACCAGCCCAGAUAUCGUGCUUUGCUAGAAGAGAUGCGCACGGAACUGUUGCCCGCGCUCACUCUGAAUCAGGGCUUCAAAGUCUGUGUUGUCACGAGCUGCCAGAGGCUGGUAUCCUCUAGUUGGUUCGACUACCUCUUUGGCAUCAUCAUCGCUGUCAAUUCCAUCUGCAUUGGCAUAGAGGCUCAGGCCUCGAUAGAAUCCGCAGACGCCACCAUCUGGAUUGGGUGGCGUUGGCUUGACAUCAUCUUCGUGGUCAUAUACAUCAUCGAGAUUUCGAUUCGAUUGAUCGCCUAUGGAUGCACAGCAAGCUUCCACAAUGGUUGGUUUGUUUUUGAUUUUAUUUUAGUGGUCUUGGGCACGCUGAGUGCCAUCAUAGUCCCCAUUUCUUCUUUUGGCGAAUAUGCCUUCUUGGAAUCCGUGAUGGUCGUUCGAGCGCUUCGACUGCUUCGGCUCAUACGGACUCUGCGAAUGCUGCGCUAUUUCCGUACUGUAUGGCGACUGGUUUUUGGCCUAUUGACCUCCAUCAACACCAUCGCGUCUACUCUUUGCCUGAUUGUCCUGGUGAUUUAUAUUUUUGCAUGUCUGGGUAUUGAACUCAUCACAAAUGACACUCAGCUCAAAACUGUCCACGCGGAUGUGGAAGAGAUAGUGAACAAGCACUUCCGCUCAGUGCCCAUCACCAUGCUCACGCUUUCACAAUUUGUAACCCUGGAUUCUAUUGCCGCUGUCUAUUAUCCGCUUGUGGUCGAAAGGCCCUGGUUGGUGAUGUACUUUGGGGCCAUCGUGCUGAUACUCUCGAUUGCUUUGAUGAACUUGGUUACCGCUGUUCUUGUUGAGGGGGCACUCGAAAGCGCACAGCAUGACCGCGCGGCUGCCAAGCACGACCUGCACGAGAAGCUGGUGGACUGUGUUCCUCGAUUGCGAUCGAUCUUCAUCAGUCUCGAUGCAGAUGGCGAUGGUACUGUUUCACGCGAAGAGAUCGAGAGAGUACCGCUGGAUGUGCUUCCAGAGCGACUCUUUGAGCACAGCCAUGUCUCAAGCAUGCAGGAGCUGUUCGAGAUUCUGGAUGUAGAUGAUGGAGGGCAGUUGACUCAAGACGAGUUUAUUGACGGCUUGGUGAAUAUGUUUCUUCAGGACGCGCUUGUUUGUCAGUGCUGCAGUGCAACAAGGCGAAGCAACUGGUUGUCUUUUGAUCGUGUCGUACUGCAGGAAAUACCUGCGCAUGAUAUCCAAGUUCUGCGGCUUCUUCAAUCAGUCCAACAGCACAUGCGAAGCUUGAGCGAAGACAUCCAGAGAGUGAAAGGCGGCCUGGGCAUGUCUGUAUCACAAUCCGUCCUGGCUUCGAAUCUCGCCAAGAGAGGAAUUUGCAACAAAGAAGAUAUGGGUCGAGUCCACGAGAUGGUCGUCGAGAACUUCAAGUCGUACCACGACCGGGUACGCAUCGGCCCCUUCAAGAAGUUCACCUGCAUCAUCGGGCCAAAUGGGUCUGGAAAGUCGAACCUCAUGGAUGCUGUGAGCUUUGUUCUUGGAGUUCAGGCUCGGCAACUGCGAGGGGAACGACUCCGCGAUUUGGUUUACCGCACAGAGAAAGAGGACCCGAAGAAGAACCAGCGCACGGCGUCGGUUGAGCUUACCUAUGUUGAUGAUGCUGUAGAAGGUGACCAGACGUUGGUUUUCCGUCGGCUCAUCACCCGGUCUGGUGAAGCCAAAUUCCAGGUCAACAACGUGAAUGUGUCACAAGCUGAUUACCACAAGCGCCUGGAGGGAAUCAACAUCCUCUCAAAGGUGCGCAACUUUCUGGUGUUCCAGGGAGAUGUGGAAGCCACGGCCCAACGUCAGGGUAAGGACUUGACUGCAUUCUUCGAGCAGAUCUCUGGUUCGGAAGCCUUUCGUCAGGACUACGACAGCCUGGCAGCUGAAAAAGCCAAGCUGGAGGAACAAGCGCGGUAUUUGUUCACCAAGAAGCGGAAUGCUCUGAACGAGCGCAAGCGAAUCUCGCAGCAAAAGGAAGAGGCAGACGAGUACAAGCACCUCGAAACGCAACGGAACGACCUCCAACGGGAGUAUUGUCUCUUCCGAUUGCACAGCCUUUGCGCACAACUGGACAGCGCCACAGAAACACGAGAUGGAGCUGUGAAAGAGCGGGAGGAGCUACGCGAGCAGCUUGCGCUAGGCAAGAGAGAGCUGGAGGCAAGCGACAGGCAGCGUGCGCAAGCCCGGCUGGCCCUGCAGCAGGUCCAGAAAGAGCUCGGCGGCUUGAAAGCGAAGGCGGAGCGCCUCAAUCCCGAGCGCAUUGCGAAUCGAAGCCGCCAGAAGUUUUUGGAGCAGAGGCUAGAGGAGAUGACCCAGUCUGCUCAGCAGGAUGGACGCAGGCGGAACAAGCUGCAAGAUCAGCUGGAAAGCCUCCGUGCGGAAGAGGCAAAGCUGGAGGCCCGGCAGGAAGAUUUGAACAAGGGCUUGGCCGAGAGCAAGGUGACCUUCACAGCAGAUCAACUUGAGGAGUUCGAGCGUGUGAAGCAAGCCACAGAGAAGAUCACAGCAGCCAGUGGGGACGAGCUGCGGCAGAUCGAACAUCAGGUUCGCGCUGCGCGUGCGGAGAGAAUCCAGGCAGAGGGUGACCACAGGGAUGCUGUGGCACGGAAGGCGCACCUUCAGCACCGAGUCAUGGAGCUGAACGAGGCAGAGACCUCGGCGCAGGCGGCGCUGGAUCGGGGCACGGUGCUGAAGAAUGACCGCCUCAGGGAGCUGACGCAGCUUCGCAGCUCCGUCAGCCAUCGCUGCGACGAGAAGGAACAGCUGCAGCAGGAAAGGCAGCAGUUGGUGAACCUCAUCCAAGAUUUCACGGCGACGGAACGUCAGCUCGAGAAGGACCGUGAGCUGUCUCAGGUGUGCACAAGUCUGGCAGAGGCCUGCCCUGGAGUCUACGGGCGAGUUGUAGAUCUGUGCAAGCCGUCGCAAAAGCGUCUACACGUGGCCGUGAACGUGGCGCUUGCACGUUACCUGGAUGCGGUGAUCGUUGACAACAGCGGGACUGCCAGGGCAUGUGUUCGCUACCUCAAGGAGCGCAUGCUGCCCCCCAUGACAUUCCUGCCUAUGACGGAUCUCCGUAUUGGUGACCGAGAUCCACGUCUGCAAAGCCUUGUCCACAGUCAAAAAGGACUGCGACUUGCUCUCAAUUGCAUUGCCUUUGACGAAACGUUUGCCAGAGCUUUUGACUUUAUGCUUGGCGAUGUCGUUGUAGCUGAUACCAUGGCCGAUGGACGGCGCUUGGCUUUCGAGGAAGCGCGCAACCUGGGGGUGAGCUGCAAGGUUGUGACCCUCGCAGGUGAGGCAAUUGCCAAAAAUGGCAACCUGUCAGUCAACUCUGAUGCCACUCAAGAAGGCGCAACGCGCUUUGACCUCACCGAAGUCGAGGCGACCAGGUCUCGGCUCGAAGCCAUCGACAAGCGAUUGUAUGAGAUUUACUCCUUGGAGACAUCGGGCGGGAGUGAGGUGGCAUCGUUGGAGUUUGAUCUACGCCGUGUCGAGAGCAAGGCGCAGGAGUUGAGCACACGCUUGCAGCUUUGCCAAGAUGAGCUAAGACAGAAGCGAGAGGAACUCAGCGCCGUGGAGGCGUCGCUCGGCACCUUGCAACCUGAAGCGCAGCGCUUGGCCGCCGAAGAGGCCCGCCUCCGUGAAGAGCAGCGAAGCGUCGAGGCCCGCGUCUCCCAGGCCGUUGCUGGCCACUUCACCAGCUUGAGUCGUGCCAUGGGCGUGGAUGAUGUCCGGAAGUUGGAGCGUGAGUGGCGACGUGAACAAGAGGCGGUUGCCGUGCAGAUGUCGGAGCUUCAGCGGCGACUACGCAACAUCAAGGCUGAGAUCUCCAUGUUGCAGCAGACCAUUACAGAGCAGGCAACCAAGGACCCCCAAGAGCUUAUCGCAAAGUUCAGCAAAGAGGUGGAGCAGCUGCGUGAGAAGGAAGUUGGGCUGCAGCGUGACGCGGAGAAGCUGGAGUCGCAGGUUUCUGACUGCGAACAGCGCCUUGCAGAAAGCAACACGGCUGAGCGUGAGUGCGACAAGGCCUUGUCAGGACUGCGGCAGCGUGGCAAGGAUGUGCGUCAGCAGCUGAUGGCUAUUGAGAAGAAGGUCAGCGACUUGGGUUCAGAGCAGCAGGGCUUGAUCAGUGCCCGCUCGACAAUUCUUCGGCAGAGCCACGUGGAUGGAAUCGAGGUGCCCCUCUUGCGUGGGGGCCAAAAGGCUUUGCAGGAGUUGGCCGAGGAGAGCCAGUCCAUUGAUGCACCGACGCAGCACUCCCCUUCAACAGGGGAAGUUGAAGAAAUUGUGAUCGACUUUGCCCUGCUUCCAGAGGACAAGCGUGCCGCGUCCAAGGGCCCUGCGGCGCAGAUGUUGGAGGAGGAGUAUCGAAGCGAGCUGGAGCGCUUGCGCCUUGAGCUCGAGCGCCUGAGCCCAAAUCUGAAGGCGCUUGGGCAGCUGCAGGGAGUGGCGGAGAAUGUGCAGGCCGCAUCCCAUGAGGCGGAUGCAGCAAGAAAGGGCAUCGAGGACAUUGACCGGAAGUUUGAGACCGUGCGCAAAGCGCGCAAGGAGAAGUUCAUGGAGUGCUUUCAGAAGGUCUCGGCUGCUAUCGGGCCUGUGUACAGCCGUCUCACAGCAAACACCGGAGCCGAUGGUGGUUCAGCCUACCUGGACCUGGAGGACACCGAAGACCCGUUCAAUGGUGGUAUCAAGUACACUGCGAUGCCUCCAGCGAAGCGUUUCCGUGACAUGCACCUCCUCUCAGGAGGUGAGAAGACCUUGGCGGCCAUGGCGCUGCUCUUUGCAGUGCAGGCCUUCCAGCGGCCACCUUUCAUGGUCCUUGACGAGGUGGACGCGGCCCUUGAUGCCAAUAAUGUACGGGCUCUUUCAAAGUAUGUGGAGCAAGCAGACUGCCAGACAAUCGUGAUUUCCUUGAAGGACCGAUUCUUUGUGCGGGCAGAUGCCUUGGUAGGUGUGUGGAAGAACAAGCCCCAGGAGACCUCCUCGAUCCUGACCCUCGACCUGCAGAAGUACCAAGAGUCGGUGCAAUAA
This is a messenger RNA of Symbiodinium natans, 5457 nucleotides long. NCBI's taxonomy places the organism in Eukaryota, Dinophyceae, Suessiales, Symbiodiniaceae. The record is from the annotation of a GenBank genome assembly.